CAUCUGUGUUCGCCUAGAAGGUGAAGUUUUUUUCUCUCUAAUACCCUUUAUACAUUCAUCACAAGAAAAUAAAAAGUUUAAGUUUUGGAUCCUUUUAAAAAUAUCAACACUUAAUUAACUCCAGGCUUUUAGGUCUUGAUGUUCCACAAGCCUGAAUUCUGGGACUUGGCUUACAGUGCAAUUAUGCAUUCCUUCAGUAAAAGAGAGGCGAUUGAUACCAAUGUUGAGAAUAGUACAAAGUAAUAACGUUAUGUUUCCCGUAUUUACGUUCACAUGUUUGUGACGUUACUUGCACCUUGUAUGGGCUUCGCCAUUGUAAAUAAUAUACGCAAAGUAAACACAACGCAAAGUACAUAUACAACUUACUUAGUUUAUUCCAUACAUUUAUGGUGCCGUGACCAGGAUAAGAUGAACAGCAAGCUAAAAGCUGUCAGAGCCGGUCACAAAAGUGCAGUAAAGAGACUUUUACAGAAAGCAGAAGAUGAUGAUACAAACUUGGACAAUGAAGAAAGUGCUGAACUUUUAGAAACAUUAAUUCAAAAACAGAAAACUAUUAGUGCAUUGGAAGAAGAUAUUAUGAAUUCUUUAAAGGAAGAGGACAUCGAGUGAGAAAUUCUUAAUGCAGAUGAGUACAAAUUCUUUUUGAACACCAAAAUAUGAUAUAUACGGAAAACAUUCACAAACAAAGUAUGUACUGAUGUCCCACAGCAUGAUCACGCAUUACCUUCUCACACUUUUGAAAACAUUAAUCAACACAGUUCUGUUCCAUACACAACACAAAUGUAUCCCGUACAGCAACCUAGCAACCAAAAUCACCAUUUGCCGAAACUUACACUACCCAUGUUUAAAGGAGAAAUUCUGACUUGGCAAACAUUUUUGGACUCUUUUGAAUCUUCCGUCCAUUACAAUGUAACACUCACAGAUGUACAGAAAUUUAGUUAUUUAAAAUCCCAGCUUGUUAAUGAUGCUGCAAGAACUAUUGACGGAUUACCGCUCACAAACUCAAAUUACAUGGAAGCUAUUAAACUUUUAAAGGAGGGCUUCGGACAAUCGCAUAAGAUUACAAAUGCUUAUAUGCAAGCUAUGCUAGAACUUAGAGCACCACAAAACAACCUACUCAGUCUACGCGGUUAUUACGACAAGUUGGAGGCAUAUAUAAGAGGUCUUGAAUCGUAUGGUGCAUUACUUAUUCCGAUAAUACUGAACAAGCUUCCGUCAGAAAUACAACAACACUUAGCCCGUGAAAACAGUACCGAUAGUUAGGAAUUGAUUGAUUUGAGACGUGGAAUUUUGAAAGUAAUCACUAUAAUUGAAGCUAAUAGAAAAGGUGAACUGAGUAAAGUAGAUACAUUUGAUAACUGUGAGAGACAAACACCAAAUAUUCGACAAAAACCUUGCAUAUUCUGCCAGAAUUUACAUAACCCUGCAAAAUGCUCAAAUGUUACAGAUAACGACAAACGCCUAUCAAUCGUCAAACAAAAGAAGUUAUGUUUUAACUGCUUAGGAUCACACUGUUCCGUAGAUUGUAAAUCGAAAUUUGGCUGCCGCCAGUGCCAUAAAAAACACCACACAAGUCUUUGCCAUGAAAAUACAUGUACUGAUAAUAGGCAAACGUCAGUAAAUGCCGUAGUUAAUGAUAGCGAAAAUACAUUGAUUGCUGCAAGUUUUUAUUCGUCUGAAGAAAAAUCCUGUUCGAACGUGCUUCUGAAAACUGCCAUUGCACCAGUUUUUGAAAUUUCCUUGCUCAUCAGAGCUGAUUUCUAUUGGGAUUUCGUGGAGGAUACAAUGUUAAGAGGAAAUGGUCCAACCGCCGUAAAGUCAAAACUUGGUUAUUUGUUGUCUGGUCCAAUUCCGACUUCUAAUCGUCAACAGAGUAAUGUAGGUAUGUACAACAUAUUGACAUCACGCAAACCAGAGGAGUUCAAUUCAGAAAGAUUUUGGGAAUUAGAGUCGUUAGGAAUAGAUAGCAACACGACAGAUGUUGAAACGGUAGACUAUAUGGAAACAUAUCAAAAGUCAGCAAUUGAAUUCCGAGAAAACAAGUACAUAGCAAAGUUGCCAUGGAAACCAGAUCACGAACCCUUGCCUACCAACUUCUUCGUUACGAAACGAAGCACUGAAAACGUCAUUCGAACAUUAAGUCAAAAUCCCGAAAUGCUUAAGAUAUAUGGACAGAUAAUCAAGGAUCAAGAACGCCGAGGAUUUAUUGAGAAGGUUAAGGAUCCCGAUAUUAGUAAAGGUAUUGUACAUUAUAUCCCGCAUCAUCCCGUUAAGGAGGAUUCAACAACUACGCCCAUAAGGAUAGUUUACAAUUGCAGCUGCCAACAGUCAUCACAGUUACUGAGUCUUAAUGAUUACACACCCCCGAUUUUAAACGACCUUACAAAGAUUUUAAUAAGAUUUCGAUUGAACCCCGUUGCCAUAGUAACUGACAUUGAGAAGGCAUUUCACGGUGCCACAUGUGGAGCAGGAUCUGCUUACCCUUCCGGAGCACCUGAGAUCACCCCCAGUUUUUGGUGGGGUUCGUGUUGCUUAGUCUUUAGUUUUUUAUGUUGUGUCAUCUGUACUAUUAUUUGUCAGAUUUUGUCUGUUUGUCUUUUUAUUUUUGGCCAUGGCGUUGUCAGUUUGUUUUCGAUCUAUGAGUUUGACUGUCCCUCUGGUAUCUUUCGUCCCUCUUUUACAUGUCGGACUCCAUGAACAGGACAGGACCGUGAUGUCACACGAUUUUUAUGGUUAGAUAACCCUGUUGAUCCACAAAGCGAUUUAGAGACAUAUAGGAUCAAGUCUGUACUAUUUGGAGCAAUGUGCUCACCGUUUAUCUUAAACGCUGUACUGCUAAAACACUUACAGCAAACAGAAAAUGAAACUACUAAAAUACUCACAAGGGAUUUAUAUGUUGACAACAUUUUAUCUAGCAUUUGCAAUGAAACUCAAGCCGUAACUUAUUUCAAGGAAGCGCGACUAUUGAUGUUAAAUGCAGCAUUUAAUCUUCGCUCAUGGAUCUCAAACAACGAAAAUGUGAGAAAUCUAGCUAUCAAGGAGGACGUGUUAGAUACCGACAAAGAAGCAAAAAUAUUGGGUAUGCGUUGGAAUGUCGAAACGGAUGAAUUAUCUUACGCAAAACGAGUUUUACCAUCUGUAUCAUCACAUAUUACAAAACAAGAAAUUCUGAAAGAUUAUCUUCAAAGAUUUUUGACCUGCUACGAUUUUUAAGCCCAGUUAGUAUACGAGCAAAGAUUUUGCAAGAUUUGUGGAAAGAACGCUAUGAUUGGGAUGAACCCCUACCCGAAAAUCUACAGUUACAAUGGAAUGGAUCUGGCAAAAGACAUAGGAAUUGUUACAAGUAUGAAAUUGCCUAGGCUAUACUUUACCGGAAAUACAAAAUCAAGAUCACUUCCUGUAUUUGUCGACGCAAGCAUGAAAGCGCAUGGAGCUGUAACAUACAUGUAUCUAUCGAAAGGACAUAGUGUCGCAUUAUUGAUGGCAAAAACACGAGUUGCACCCGUUAAAAAGCUUACAUUGCCACAAUUAGAAUUAAUGGCCGCCGUAAUAGGAGCUCGCUUGACACAACAUCUUAAAUCUACUUUGGAAUGUACAGAUGUGACACUUUGAUCGGACAGCCAAAUUGUACUUCAUUGGCUAAAUACGUCAAAACCGUUAAAACGCUUCGUAUUGAAUCGAAUUAAAGAAAUUAAGGAAUUAACGGAAGAAUGCAAAUGGAAAUACUGCCCGACAAAUUGUAACCCUGCUGAUUUGCUCACUCAUGGUAUAACGGCAAAACAGUUUAUGGAGAGCGUAUUAUGGAAAACAGGACCGACUUGCCUUAUUCAAAAUUCAACCAACUUGGAAACAAAUAUACCUAUUAACACAGCUUUAUCCGUAAUAGCAGACGACAAUGAGGAGACAUUAGAUGAAAAAAGCAACACUGACAAAAAUGAUGAUCUUCAUUUUCGAAUUGACAGAAUUAUAAAUGCUUAUAGGUAUGGAUCUUACGAGAAACUUUUGCGAGUGACAACUUAUGUCUAAGGUUUUAUUCAAAAUUGUAAGACAACUAAGUCUAUGAGAAACUAGAUGAAUUACAACAAUCAACUAUAUUAUGGAUACGAUGUUGCCAAGCGACGGCAUACCCCUGUGAAGUACGUGCACUCACAUUAAAAAAUGUGCAGAAUACCAAACUUCCACAACUUCGACAACUUCAAUUAUAUUUAGAUGAAAACAAUUUAAUGAGAUGUAAAGGUAGAAUUCAUAAUGCGCCUUUAUCCGAAUCAGCAAAACAUCCUUAUAUUUUACCAGCAAAUCACCGAUUGUCAGAGCUAAUAGUGUUGAACUCACACGAACUAGUUAUGCAUUCUGGAGUUAAUGCCACCGUUACACAAAUCUGUCAAACAUUCUGGAUACCGUCUUUGCCACAAUUCACUCGAAAAUUACUUCACAGAUGUACAACUUGCAAAAAGAUCAAAGGAAAACCGUACAGGGCACCAGACCCUCCACCGUUACAAAAAAUAAGACUUCAAGAAGCACCGCCUUUCACAGUCAAAGAAAAUUGAAGAAGCUUUAUCUUCUUUUGGAGUCGAAUGGAGAAUCAUUCCGAAGCGUGCAUCCUGGUUUCGGAGGGUUGUUUGGAGAGAUUAAUUGCACUGACAAAAACAAAUUUGAAAAAGACACUGGGACGUGCGUUAAUCAAUUUGGAUAUGUUACAGUCACAGAAAUAGAGAAAUUUCUUAACGACCUACCACUAACAUAUGUUUCUACAGACAUUAUUGAUAGUGAACCAUUAACACCCGUGCACCUGUUGUAUGGACGCCGAGUUACAAAAUUACCGUAUCCACGUACCAAAAUUGACAACAUUAAUGAUACAUAUACAUUGACUGCUUCAGAUAUUUCAAAGCGUGCUCAAAGAUUAUCUACACUUAUUGAACAUUUUUGGAACCGUUGGAAAUUUGAGUACUUUACCUCACUUCGAGAAUUUCAUAAAAAGAUCGGAGACGAUAAGAUUAACAUUAAAGUAGGAGAUGUAGUUCAAGUGCAUGACGAUAAACCGCGAAUUAAAUGGAAAACAGCAGUAGUGGAGGAAGUUGUUACUGGUAACAAUGGUUUAGUGCGUUCAGCGAUAAUCAGAACACACAGUGGUCAAACUUCACAUCCGAUCGUCAAACUCUAUCCUCUAGAAAUAAACGAAGUACCACCAUCUGAUGAAUAACCAAACAACGAAUUUUUUUAUUUUUAGCUCACCUGACCUGAAAGGUCAAGUGAGCUUUUCUCAUCACUUUGCGUCCGUCGUCCGUCGUCCUGCGUCCGUCGUCCGUCGUCCGUAAACUUUUACAAAAAUCUUCUCCUCUGAAACUACUGGGCCAAAUUUGACCAAACUUGGCCACAAUCAUCAUUGGGGUAUCUAGUUUAAAAAAUGUGUCCGAUGACCCUGCCAACCAACCAAGAUGGCCGCCAUGGCUAAAAAUAGAACAUAGGGGUAAAAUGUAGAUUUUGGCUUAUAUCUCUGAAACCAAAGCAUUUAGAGCAAAUCUGACAUGGGGUAAAAUUGUUUAUCAGGUCAAGAUCUAUCUGCCCUGAAAUUUUCAGAUGAAUCGGACAACCCGUUGUUGGGUUGCUGCCCCUGAAUUGGUAAUUUUAAGGAAAUUUUGCCGUUUUUGGUUAUUAUCUUGAAUAUUAUUAUAGAUAGAGAUAAACUGUAAACAGCAAUAAUGUUCAGCAAAGUAUGAUCUACAAAUAAGUCAACUUGACCAAAAUGGUCAGUUGACCCCUUAAGGAGUUAUUGCCCUUUAUAGUCAAUUUUUAACCAUUUUUCGUAAAUUUUUGUAAUCUUUUACAAAAAUCUUCUCCUCUGAAACUACUGGGCCAAAUUUGACCAAACUUGGCCACAAUCAUCAUUGGGGUAUCUAGUUUAAAAAAUGUGUCCGAUGACCCCGCCAACCAACCAAGAUGGCCGCCAUGGCUAAAAAUAGAACAUAGGGGUAAAAUGUAGAUUUUGGCUUAUAUCUCUGAAACCAAAGCAUUUAGAGCAAAUCUGACAUGGGGUAAAAUUGUUUAUCAGGUCAAGAUCUAUCUGCCCUGAAAUUUUCAGAUGAAUCGGACAACCCGUUGUUGGGUUGCUGCCCCUGAAUUGGUAAUUUUAAGGAAAUUUUGCCGUUUUUGGUUAUUAUCUUGAAUAUUAUUAUAGAUAGAGAUAAACUGUAAACAGCAAUAAUGUUCAGCAAAGUAUGAUCUACAAAUAAGUCAACUUGACCAAAAUGGUCAGUUGACCCCUUAAGGAGUUAUUGCCCUUUAUAGUCAAUUUUUAACCAUUUUUCGUAAAUUUUUGUAAUCUUUUACAAAAAUCUUCUCCUCUGAAACUACUGGGCCAAAUUUGACCAAACUUGGCCACAAUCAUCAUUGGGGUAUCUAGUUUAAAAAAUGUGUCCGAUGACCCCGCCAACCAACCAAGAUGGCCGCCAUGGCUAAAAAUAGAACAUAGGGGUAAAAUGUAGAUUUUGGCUUAUAUCUCUGAAACCAAAGCAUUUAGAGCAAAUCUGACAUGGGGUAAAAUUGUUUAUCAGGUCAAGAUCUAUCUGCCCUGAAAUUUUCAGAUGAAUCGGACAACCCGUUGUUGGGUUGCUGCCCCUGAAUUGGUAAUUUUAAGGAAAUAUUGCCGUUUUUGGUUAUUAUCUUGAAUAUUAUUAUAGAUAGAGAUAAACUGUAAACAGCAAUAAUGUUCAGCAAAGUAUGAUCUACAAAUAAGUCAACUUGACCAAAAUGGUCAGUUGACCCCUUAAGGAGUUAUUGCCCUUUAUAGUCAAUUUUUAACCAUUUUUCAUAAAUUUUUGUAAUCUUUUACAAAAAUCUUCUCCUCUGAAACUACUGGGCCAAAUUUGACCAAACUUGGCCACAAUCAUCAUUGGGGUAUCUAGUUUAAAAAAUGUGUCCGAUGACCCCGCCAACCAACCAAGAUGGCCGCCAUGGCUAAAAAUAGAACAUAGGGGUAAAAUGUAGAUUUUGGCUUAUAUCUCUGAAACCAAAGCAUUUAGAGCAAAUCUGACAUGGGGUAAAAUUGUUUAUCAGGUCAAGAUCUAUCUGCCCUGAAAUUUUCAGAUGAAUCGGACAACCCGUUGUUGGGUUGCUGCCCCUGAAUUGGUAAUUUUAAGGAAAUUUUGCCGUUUUUGGUUAUUAUCUUGAAUAUUAUUAUAGAUAGAGAUAAACUGUAAACAGCAAUAAUGUUCAGCAAAGUAUGAUCUACAAAUAAGUCAACUUGACCAAAAUGGUCAGUUGACCCCUUAAGGAGUUAUUGCCCUUUAUAGUCAAUUUUUAACCAUUUUUCGUAAAUUUUUGUAAUCUUUUACAAAAAUCUUCUCCUCUGAAACUACUGGGCCAAAUUUGACCAAACUUGGCCACAAUCAUCAUUGGGGUAUCUAGUUUAAAAAAUGUGUCCGAUGACCCCGCCAACCAACCAAGAUGGCCGCCAUGGCUAAAAAUAGAACAUAGGGGUAAAAUGUAGAUUUUGGCUUAUAUCUCUGAAACCAAAGCAUUUAGAGCAAAUCUGACAUGGGGUAAAAUUGUUUAUCAGGUCAAGAUCUAUCUGCCCUGAAAUUUUCAGAUGAAUCGGACAACCCGUUGUUGGGUUGCUGCCCCUGAAUUGGUAAUUUUAAGGAAAUUUUGCCGUUUUUAUACGACCGCAAAAAAAUUUUGUGGUCGUAUAUUGGUAUGACGUUGGCGUCGUCGUCGUCGUCGUCGUCGUCGUCCGGCGUCGUCGUCGUCGUCGUCGUCCGGCGUCGUCGUCCGAAUACAUAUUGGUUUUCGCACUCUAACUUUAGUUUAAGUGAAUGGAUCUUUUUGAAAUUUGACCAUAAGGUUAAAUACCACAAAAGGAAGGUUGGGAUUGAUUUUGGGGGUUAUGGUACCAACAGUUAAGGAAUUGGGGGCCAAAAAGGGGCCAAAAAUGAGCAUUUUCUAGUUUCCAGACAAUAACUGUGGAACAGUGUAUGGAUCUCUCUGAAAUUAUACUACAAGUUUCCAUACCACAAAGGGAUGGUUAGGAUUUGCUUUGGGGGGUUAUGGCUCAAACCGUUUAGGAAUUAGGGGCAAAAAAGGGGGGAAAACAAGGUUGUCCUGGUUAAUGGACAAAUACUUUAGUACAAAACAUAAUUUAAAGCAGUGUAAGGGAGAUAAAUCAAAUACAUCAUUGAAAUUAUCUCCCUUACACUGCUUUUAAAUUAUGUAUAAAGUAAUGGUUAAUGAACAAUAAAGAUAAUCUAAAACAGUGUAAGGGAGGUAAUCCAAAUACAACGUUUUGGUUACUUCCCUUACACUGCUUUUAAAUUAUGUUUAAAGAAAUGCAUAUUUAUAAAGGAAGACCAGUAAAAAUAUCUGCAAAUGUUUUCAUCUUUUUUUUUUACAAAAAAAUCCAUAUGAAAGAUUUGACACUAUAUUUUUAUUAAUUCUAUUAUAAAAUAGAUUAAGUUAGCACUAUGGUAAAUUUAAAUGGGUAAUUAUGGUUGCCAACUCCAUUGGAAAUUUGAAUUGAGAUUAUGACCAUAUCUUGAGGGAAAGAAUUUUUUUGGGGGAAAAAGGGGGGGGGGGAUAAAAAGAAAUUGUGGGGGGCCAAUUUUUUCUCAUUUCAGAUUUCAGAAAUUAAAAAGAAUUAUUCUUCAAAUAUUUUUUUUUUUUCAAAUUUCAAAUAUUGAAAAAUUUCAAGAAAUAAUCUUUAAUUGCACAGUAUGGCGCAUUAGAUUUGUAAAAUCUUUGAUCACAUUUAUUUAUUUGUUAUGCCGAAUCUAACAGUGUAUUUAGGUUUUUAAUUUUUGGUCCUGUUUUUUAAAUUGGUCUACAUUGAGGUCCAAAGGGUCCAAAUUAAACUUAGUUUGAUUUUAACAAAAAUUGAAUUCUUGGGGUUCUUUGAUUUGCUGAAUCUAAACAUGUGUUUAGAUUUUUGAUUAUGGGCCCAGUUUUCAAGUUGGUCCAAGAUAGGGUCCAGUAUUUAAACUUUGUUUGAUUUCAACAAAAAUUGAAUAUAUGGGGUUCUUUGAUAUGCUGAAUCUAAACAUGUAUUUAGAUUUUUGAUUAUGGGCCCAGUUUUCAAGUUGGUCCAAAUUGGGGUCCAAAAUUAAACUUUGUUUGAUUUCAACAAAAAUUGAAUAUAUGAGGUUCUUUGAUAUGCUGAAUCUAACCAUGUAUUUAGAUUUUUUAUUUGUAGGCCCCGCUAUCAAAUUGGUUCAUAUUGAGGUCAAAAGGGUCCAAAAUUAAACUUUGUUUGAUUUCAUCGAAAAUUGAAUUAUUGGGGUUCUUUGAUAUGCCAAAUCUAACCGUGUUUUUAGAUUUUUAAUUUGGGUCCCGUUUUUUAAAUUGGUCUUCAUUGAGGUCCAAAGGGUCCAAAAUUAAACUUAGUUUGAUUUUAACAAAAAUUGAAUUCUUGGGGUUCUUUGAUAUGCUGAAUCUAAACAUGUGUUUAGAUUUUUGAUUAUGGGCCCAGUUUUCAAGUUGGUCCAAGUUGGGGUCCAAAAUUAUACUUUUUUUGAUUUCAACAAAAAUUGAAUAUAUGGGGUUCUUUGAUAUGCUGAAUCUAACCAUGAAUUUAGAUUUUUUAUUUGUGGGCCCCGUUAUCAAAUUGGUUCAUAUUGAGGUCAAAAGGGUCCAAAAUUAAACUUUGUUUGAUUUCAUCAAAAAUUGAAUUAUUGGGGUUCUUUGAUAUUCCAAAUCUAACCGUGUAUUUAGAUUUUUAAUUUUAAGUCCCGUUUUUUAAAUUGGUCUACAUUAAGGUCCAAAGGGUCCAAAUUAAACUUAGUUUGAUUUUAACAAAAAUUGAAUUCUUGGGGUUCUUUGAUUUGCUGAAUCUAAACAUGUGUUUAGAUUUUUGAUUAUGGGCCCAGUUUUCAAGUUGGUCCAAGAUAGGGUCCAGUAUUUAAACUUUGUUUGAUUUCAACAAAAAUUGAAUAUAUGGGGUUCUUUGAUAUGCUGAAUCUAAACAUGUAUUUAGAUUUUUGAUUAUGGGCCCAGUUUUCAAGUUGGUCCAAAUUGGGGUCCAAAAUUAAACUUUGUUUGAUUUCAACAAAAAUUGAAUAUAUGAGGUUCUUUGAUAUGCUGAAUCUAACCAUGUAUUUAGAUUUUUUAUUUGUAGGCCCCGCUAUCAAAUUGGUUCAUAUUGAGGUCAAAAGGGUCCAAAUUUAAACUUUGUUUGAUUUCAUCAAAAAUUGAAUUAUUGGGGUUUUAUUUGAUAUGCCAAAUCUAACCGUGUUUUUAGAUUUUUAAUUUGGGUCCCGUUUUUUAAAUUGGUCUUCAUUGAGGUCCAAAGGGUCCAAAAUUAAACUUAGUUUGAUUUUAACAAAAAUUGAAUUCUUGGGGUUCUUUGAUAUGCUGAAUCUAAACAUGUGUUUAGAUUUUUGAUUAUGGGCCCAGUUUUCAAGUUGGUCCAAGUUGGGGUCCAAAAUUAUACUUUUUAUACGACCGCAAAAAAAUUUUGAGGUCGUAUAUUGGUAUGACGUUGGCGUCGUCGUCGUCGUCGUCGUCGUCGUCGUCGUCGUCCGGCGUCGUCGUCCGAAUACAUAAUGGUUUUCGCACUCUAACUUUAGUUUAAGUGAAUGGAUCUCUAUGAAAUUUUACCAUAAGGUUCAAUACCACGAAAGGAAGGUUGGGAUUGAUUUUGGGGGUUAUGGUACCAACAGUUAAGGAAUUGGGGGCCAAAAAGGGGCCAAAAAUAAGCAUUUUUGUAACUUUCAGACAAUAACUUGUGUGUAAGUGUAUGGAUCUCUCUGACAUUGUACCACAAGGUUCCAUAUCACAAAGGAAAGGCUGUAAUUGAUUUUGGGGGUAAUUGCCUCAAAAUUUUAGGAAUUAGGGGCCAAAAAAGGGGCAAAAAACAAGCAUUUUUCUAGUUUCAUGACAAUAACUUGUGUGUAAGUGUUUGGAUAUUUCUGAAAUUGUACUACAAUGUUCCAUAUCACAAAGGGAAAGCUGGAAUUGAGUUUGGGGGUAAUUGCCCGAAACGUUUAGGAAUUGGGGGACAAAAAGGGGCCAAAAAUAAGCAUUUUUCUAGUUUCCAGACAAUAACUUGUGUUCAAGUGUAUGGAUCUCUCUGAAAUUGUACUGCAAGGUACCAUACCACAAAGGGAAGGCUGGGAUUGAGUUUGGGGGUGAUGAAUCAUAAUGGGGAUUCAAAAAAUUUUGGGGGGGGAUUUAUUUUUUUUUCCUUUUUUUUCUUUUUUUCCUUUUUUGUUUCUUUUAAAAUUUUCCAUUUUAAGUUGGUUAUUUCUGAUUUAUAUUUAAAAUCAAAUAAUAAUGAUAUGGUAGGAGAUACACACCAAACAGGAUGUGUAAAUUAUUAUAUAAUAAGUAUUGUGCAAUAGCAAGAAAUUUUCAAUUGCACAGUAUUGCACAAUAGCAAGAAAUCUUCAAUUGCACAGUAUUGCGCAAUAGCAAGAAAUCUGCAAUUGCACAGUAUUGCGCAAUAGCAAGAAAUAUCCAAUAGCACAAUAUUGCGCAAUAGCAAGAAAUUGUCAAUUGUACAGUAUUGCGCAAUAGCAAGAAAUAUUUAAUAGCACAGGAUUGUGCAAAAGAAGAUACUUCCUAUAAAUUGCUUAUUUCUUGACCAAUUUCAAUGGGGUUUUAUUCUUGAUUUCAUGGGGUUCUUUAAUAUGCUGAAUCUAACCGUGUAUUUAGUUUUUGGAUUUUGGGCCCCGUUUUUAAAUUGGUCCACAUUGAGGUCCAAAGGGUCCAAAAUUAAACUUUGUUUAAUUUCAUCAAAAAUUGAAUUAUUGGGGUUCUUUGAUAUGCCGAAUCUAACUGUGUAUUUAGAUUCUUAAAUUUUGGUUCCGUUUUCAAAUUGGUCUACAUUAAGGUCCAAAGGGUCCAAAAUUAAACUUAGUUUGAUUUUAACAAAAAUUGAAUUCUUAGGGUUCUUUGAUAUGCUGAAUCUAAACAUGUAUUUAGAUUUUUGAUUAUGGGCCCAGUUUUCAAGUUGGUCCAAAUCGGGGUCCAAAAUUAAACUUUGUUUGAUUUCAACAAAAAUUGAAUAUAUGGGGUUCUUUGAUAUGCUGAAUCUAACCAUGUAUUUAGAUUUUUGAUUUUUGGGCCCGUUAUCAACUUUGUCCACAUUGAGGUCAAAAGGGUCCAAAAUUAAACUUUGUUUGAUUUCAUCAAAAAUUGAAUUAUUGGGGUUCUUUGAUAUGCCGAAUCUAACCGUGUAUUUAGAUUCUUAAUUUUUGGUUCUGUAUUCAAAUUGGUCUACAUUAAGGUCCAAAGGGUCCAAAAUUAAACUUAGUUUGAUUUUAACAAAAAUUGAAUUCUUAGGGUUCUUUGAUAUGCUGAAUCUAAACAUGUAUUUAGAUUUUUAUACGACCGCAAAAAUUUUUGCGGUCGUAUAUUGGUAUGACGUUGGCGUCGUCGUUGUUGUCGUCAUCGUCCGAAAACACAUUGGUUUUCGCACUCUAACUUUAGUUUAAGUGAAUGGAUCUCUAUGAAAUUUUACCAUAAGGUUCAAUACCACAAAAGGAAGGUUGGGAUUGAUUUUGGGGGUUAUGGUACCAACAGUUAAGGAAUAAGGGGCCAAAAAGGGGCCAAAAAUAAGCAUUUUUGUAACUUCCAGACAUAACUUGUGUGUUAGUGUAUGGAUCUCUCUGACAUUGUACCAAAAGGUUCCAUAUCACAAAGGGAAUGCUGGGAUUGAUUUUGGGGGUAAUUGCCUCAAAAUAUUAGGAAUUAGGGGCCAAAAAAGGGGCAAAAAACAAGCAUUUUUCUAGUUUCAUGACAAUAACUUGUGUGUAAGUGUAUGGAUCUUUCUUAAAUUGUACUACAAGGUUCCAUAUCACAAAGGGAAAGCUGGAAUUGAGUUUGGGGGUAAUUGCCGAAACGUCUAGGAAUUGGGGGCCAAAAAGGGGCCAAAAAUAAGCAUUUUUCUAGUUU
Messenger RNA from Mytilus californianus (California mussel), 12882 nucleotides. RefSeq lists its product as uncharacterized. NCBI's taxonomy places the organism in Eukaryota, Metazoa, Mollusca, Bivalvia, Mytilida, Mytilidae. The transcript is spliced from 5 exons. The coding region runs from base 1786 to 2697 and encodes 303 amino acids. The record is from RefSeq and is a predicted model, not a curated record.